Eutrema salsugineum is the source of this 783-nucleotide messenger RNA. RefSeq names its product monothiol glutaredoxin-S14, chloroplastic. The transcript has a single exon. Bases 62 to 601 code for a protein of 179 amino acids. NCBI's taxonomy places the organism in Eukaryota, Viridiplantae, Streptophyta, Magnoliopsida, Brassicales, Brassicaceae. The record is from RefSeq and is a predicted model, not a curated record.
AAAUUCAAUCACUUAUCACACUUUCAAUAACCCAAUUCCAAAUCUUAAAAUCUCCACGAAAAUGGCUCUCCGAUCUGUAAAAACGCCGACUUUGGUAACUCCGGCCGGCGUCGUCUCCUCCUCAACUGUCAACAAGCCUCAAUCUUUCAGAUUCGCCUCCAAACCGACGGCAACACUCGCCAUCCACAACCGCCAUCUAUCAAUCUACGGCAUCAAUUCGAAUCUCAAACUCAAGCCAGCUUCUUCCGCCGCAAAAUUCCGGUGCUCGGCGUCGGCGCUUACGCCGCAGCUCAGAGAUACGCUGGAAAAGCUGGUGAAUUCGAAUAAAGUGGUACUUUUCAUGAAAGGAACGAGGGAUUUCCCGAUGUGCGGGUUCUCAAACACGGUGGUGCAGAUCCUGAAGAAUCUGAACGUGCCUUUCGAAGACGUGAACAUUCUGGAGAACGAGAUGCUUAGGCAGGGACUUAAAGAGUACUCGAAUUGGCCGACUUUCCCUCAGCUUUACAUCGGCGGUGAGUUUUUCGGUGGUUGUGAUAUCACUCUUGAGGCGUUUCAGAGUGGGGAAUUGCAGGAAGUGGUGGAAAGAGCGAUUUGUUCUUGAUGCUGAUCAAAAUACGAUUUCAUUGUUGUUGAUGCCUUUGGAUUUUGUUACUGGUAAACAAAAAGGUCUUGUGAGUUUAUGAUGGCUGUAACAUAAAGAGACCAUAUUUGUAUGAUGGAUUUAGCUAUGGAAACACUUACAUCAUGAUCUCGAUUCUCCUUGUGGAUUUGAUCCUUUUGACA